CUCAGUGGCGCGCGCGACUCGGCCCGUUCCGUUCCGUUCCGCUCUGGGCCGCCCCGGUCCCGCUACCUCCGCGCUCCGCUUCCCCGACUCGGAGCCAUGGACGUGACCAGGGGCUUCUUCGGCAAGCUGCGGGACCUGGCCCUCACGGUGGAGAAGGAUGUGAAGCAGCUGGAGCGGGCCAUGCUCCGGGAGGACGUGGACUACGAAGAUGAAUCUCCAACAACAGUCUUGCAUGACCUCCACUGUGAAAUCAAGACUCAGAAGGAAGAUAUUAGUGCCAGUCUUGAUAGGAGUUGCUCUGAAAAAAAAGCAAUUCGUGACUUUUUGAAGGCAAGUGAAAUAUUGAUGCAAAGAAAUUCAGCAGAUCUUGGAAAAAUAAGAGAGCUGUUCCAGAAAUAUGGCUACAAACCACAUGUCAAAGACUCUACAGAAAAAGAAGAGGAGGAGGAAGUUAACUGUGAAUCAGCAAUGUCUGUCCAGAAUAAAUCUGAUGAAGAAAAAGCAAAUGAUGUACCUCAUCUAUCUGCUUGUACUGAGAAGCCACUGUUGCCCAAAGACCCACUGCACAACCUCCAGCUUUCUGAUUUUGGCCUUUCACAAUACGCUUUCUCCAGGCCUUGGAGUGCAGUGAAAGCACAGCACACAACAAGUGCACAUCAACAAAAGCCAAAGAAUGAGACUCCACUAAACCUGCGAACACCCCGUGCUUUGCCCAAAACACCGAAAUGUAAGCUGAAGAUGGAUGAUUAUGAAUGUGUGACACCAAAACUUGAACACUUUGGCAUUAGUGAACAUACCAUGUGUAUGAAUGAAGAUUAUACGAUGUCACUUAUUCAUAAAACUUCUCAGACAAUCAAAAAGUUGGUUAAAGGAGAUGAUAAUGGAGGGAAUUUGCCAGAAAUGACAGUCAGGGAAAUCAUGGUUACUCCUGCAUCAAAAUCAAGUACGAGAGCUGAGAAUGCAGCAGCUGACUGGAUGGCUUCUCCUAUGGUAUUUGUGUUCUGUACUCCUGAUGUGAAGGUCUCUUCCAAAACAAAUAGUACAGUAUCAUCAAGGUCGCCAGAGACAAAGGAACAGCCUUUUCCCAGUCAUGCAGCAACACCACAGUGUCCAGAUUUUCAAACAAGAUGGCUAAAAGCAGAAGCUAAGCAGCAGGUAAAGCCAGGGGGGAAGAUUGAGUCAAUGACAAAGAAGGAUGCAAAAGAUACACAAUACAAAGAAGAUAGAAUUCCUUUUGCUGGGUGCUCUGAUGAGAAUCUUAAACAUUUUGGGGACUCUUCCCCUCCCAAACUGAAACACUAUGACCAGUUACUCAAUACUCCUCCACCUCCAGAAAUAACAAGGAUACCAGAUGAUGUUCUAAAGAUUCUUUCCCAAUAUAAUCAUAAGGUAGACUCUUCUAAAGCCAAGGAAAUGGAGACCAAGGCAGGAAAUACUACAAGAUAUGAAAGUGAUUCCACUGAUUACUGCAACAAAGAGAACAGAGGAUAUCGUGGAGUUUUCAGGCCAAACAUCUGAAAUGAAACUGAAGACCAUGUUGAAACUGUUUCACAUUCAUGGAUCUUGUCACCAAAUCAUAACAAGUUCAAAAAGCAAAAGGAAAUACUGGUGGGAAGAAAGAGCCAUACCAAGAAAAAGCUUUUUUAAUGGAGAAAAAUUCUUUAUCCAUGAUGUGGGUAAACUUGUUUGAACUAACAGCUUGUGCUUAAUUUUCUAUGGACAUUAUUGCCAAAAUCUAUUGAGGGGUUUUAAAUAUAUUACACUUCAAAGAGGAAUGGAGAUUCAUGUUCAGUUGUGUGUAGGAUUGCAUUUGCAGUAGGCUGUAGAGAGUGCAGUUAGGUUGUAAUAGAAAGAAAGUCCAGUAUAGUGCUUAAAAAAGUGGGUAUCUCUGGCUCUUCUGGUGACUCCUACACCAUUUCAGGGCUGAGGCUGAAGUCGGGUACCUCAACAGUCUUUGGUAUCAUCAACAGAAACAAGUAAUUUUUUUUGUAUUGGAAGAGUAACUCCUUCUUUACUGUUUAAAGCACUUUGGUGCUUUUAGUGAUUUCUGCAGUGCCAAGAUGUAUCUGACACAUUCCUGCAUCAGACUGGCUAUUACUUCUCUGGCAGACAAGUGUUUCCCAUGCAGCUUCUUUCUUAAUAUACAUCGACAUAGUUAUCAGGUGCUAUGCAUCUGGUUUCUUUGUAGUCUGGCUGGACUGUUAAAUUAUUUGAAAAUGUGGAAUUGAUAUUGGUUAUGUGUAUCUUCAACUGCUGGAAGAAUUGGCUGGCAGGAGUGUAGGUGAUUGCUUCCGCUCCUGCUGCUGCCAUGUGUAUUCUCUUCAGUGCUGCUGUCACUUCUAAAUGUGCACAUCUAACCCUGCAGUAGCUGACCAAGCUUAAGUUCUCAGAGCUGUUUGGCACUCUUUUGGUAGUCAUAGUAAUUAGGACUUUGUUCUACUAGCACUUUUACUGUUUUCCACUAGAAAACCCAGCUACAUACCCUUGUUUGGAGCCAGUUUGCUGUUUGCAGUGUCAGCUAUUCCUCUGACUCCAGGUCUGCUCUUAUCAUUUGUCUUCCAGUUGUUGACUGAAAGUCUAUCAUUUAUAUGAGGGCAAACAUGCAACGCAUGAGAAAGGAGAGACUGUCCCAGGAGAUGGGGAUAAGGGGAUGCUUUUCUGAACUCUCAACUCCACAUUUUUUUAAGUCUUCAGAAUAUGCAAACAUCUAGAGAUGCCUACAAGUAUUUCUUCAGUUGCUUAGACAGACUUGUCCUGAUUAAAAUUUAACAAGUAAAGGUGCCUUUUUCCUGCUAUUACAGUCGUUUUCCAGGAUAAGUGUACAUCAAAUUAAUUGGAGAAGGUGAUUUUCUACUAGUUCUGACCUGAGCACGCUGUCAUAGAAAAAGCUAGUUUCUGUUUAAAAGAAAAGUAUGUAUUAAUGUGUCAGUCUGUGAGGUUAAUUAACACUUUGGGAUACUAAAUAAAUCUGUCUCAAAUGCU
Messenger RNA from Corvus hawaiiensis (hawaiian crow), 2982 nucleotides. It is a transcript of the gene SKA3, whose product is annotated as spindle and kinetochore associated complex subunit 3. Bases 97 to 1518 code for a protein of 473 amino acids. Gene Ontology annotation, cellular component: outer kinetochore; spindle microtubule. The transcript has 9 exons. Gene Ontology annotation, biological process: chromosome segregation; mitotic cell cycle. Lineage: Eukaryota; Metazoa; Chordata; Aves; Passeriformes; Corvidae. The record is from RefSeq and is a predicted model, not a curated record.